Molecule: messenger RNA, 1674 nt
Organism: Rhodofomes roseus
Lineage: Eukaryota; Fungi; Basidiomycota; Agaricomycetes; Polyporales; Fomitopsidaceae
Exons: 12
Coding region: 110-1618 (502 amino acids)
Cellular component (GO): nucleus; cytoplasm
Source: RefSeq, a predicted model, not a curated record
GCCUGACUGUGUCUCUACACCACUCGCCCAUCGUCCCUGUCCCCCUCCGGACAGCCUCGGACGCCACCCACGACGACGAGCACACCCCUCAACUUAUAUGUAACCGACCAUGACCGCGCCAGUAGCCCAGGAAGAGCUGCCUAUCCUCGAGGCUAUGAUCAAUAUACGCAAUCGCCUCACCGCGCUGAAGAAGGAUAGAGGAGAGUACAUCAAGCCGUCCGAUGUGAAUGCUCUGUACCAGGCUAUCAUCAAACAAGUUACGCGCCUCAAUGAAGUCCGAGAUGACCACACCACGUACAACAAUCGCCUCGACACCACGCUGGCGGACGUAUUCAACCUCCUGUCGUUAUUCUUUCUCACAAUCGGGUUAACGAAGGAGUCGCCCUCAACAUACAGCCAAAUCGCCAGUAUGCGGCAAAUUCUAGAGCACAUGGAUGAGUCCAGUGUCUACAAUGAAUCCGAUCUCGCCCCCUUUCACCGGCGGCUAGCAGAACUACGCGGGAUCGUUCGGAGUGAUGCGGAGAGCGGCAAGCACCCCAUGGCGAUGACGACCCUUCUGGAAAGGCAGCUGAACGAGUGCGAGUACGUGUUACAACGACUGCAAGAGUCGUUGGCCGUGCUUUCACCGGAGCUUGUGCCUAUACAUGAGCGACUUGUGAACGUCCGACGAAAACUCGUUGCCCUUGCCGCCAAAGAAACCGCCCGGGAGGCAGCAGCUGCAAACGGCAAGCCAAUGAUCAUCAGGUCCGAGCCAUUGAGCUCGAAGCCUUCCUCGAAGGAGUCAUCGCCGCCUCCUGACGGCGAAGCACGGUCUGGCACGGACUCCUCGCCAGAUAGCGAGUCGGAAUCGAAGACACCGACCAAAGAGACUACGCCCAAGCCCGAGCUGCCGCCAGGUGAGAAAGAUGGCGUCAGAGUGAAGGCUGAGCUGAAGGGACUCAUGGAGGAACUGCGUAAAAUCGAUUCGAAACGCGUGGAUGGCAAGUUCUUGGGUCCAGGAGGAAUGGUUCCAGCCUCACAGGCAGUUUGCUCGUCCUUACUUGAGGAGUGCUUCGAGAUCGCGCAAGAAAUUCGGGCACAAGAUGACUCGCGAUAUGUCGCAUCGUCCCUUCGACCCAUCUACGACCGUCUGAGCGAGAUCCGGCGAGAACUCGAACAACUCGUGUUGACACAUCGGUGGAGCCUCCGAGAGACCGAUCUAUGGAACUACAGCCUGAGUUUGCAAGAGAUCGACAAGAUGCGUGUCGAUGGGAAGUUCGUCGAUGCAGAAGGCAACCGGCCGUCAGGGCAAUACGUGUUGCUGUAUCUGCUCCGCAGAUGUUAUGGUCUCAUCUACCGCCUCCUCUCGUCCAGCGAGCCUGUCUCAGAGGAGCUGAUGCCCAUCGCGAACAAACUUUCAACGGUGAAGAAGUGCCUCAAUGAGGUCCUCAAAUACGGAGGGCCGUUCUCGCCUCGAGAUCUCUAUCCAUAUCAGCUUGCCUUGUACCAGAUCGAUUCCAUGCGAAAGGACGGCAAGUUCGUUGGUGUGGAUGGGAUCAUCCCGGAAGGCCAAGGUAUUGUAAUGGCGCAUCUGAACGAAUGCCACGAGCUCCUGGAAAUGGUGCGUCCUAUACUGUAGCAAGAUGCAUAGUGCUGACAUGUGCUGUAUCCAGUUGAAAGAGGCUAUGGAGGAGG